ACAAAGUCAGAGAUCAUGACUCAAGCAUAAGUUUUCCUAAGACCACUACAAAGAUGUUUGAUAUAAAGGCUUGGGCUGAGUAUGUUGUGGAAUGGGCUGCAAAGGACCCAUAUGGCUUCCUUACAACAGUGAUUUUGGCCCUUACUCCAUUGUUCCUAGCAAGUGCUGUACUAUCCUGGAAAUUGGCCAAGAUGAUUGAGGCCAGGGAAAAGGAGCAGAAGAAGAAACAAAAACGUCAAGAAAAUAUUGCAAAAGCCAAACGACUAAAAAAGGAUUGAAGAAAAGAACAGGCUCUGAAACCAGAGGAAAAUUAUUUGGAAAAUUAUGCAGCUUUGGAGAAGGACUCAACUAAGGUUUCUUCUUUGGGUUUUGUGACCGUAUUAUAUAGUAAACAAAGUCUGACUAUAUGGAAGAAUCAUGUUAGUUAUGACCUCAGUACUGUAGUAACUUUUACGCUUGGAUAUAGAAAUAUGUUGGUAUCUGUGACAGUUAUUGGGUAAAUUGGCAUUUAUUCUACAAAAUGUUUAUAACUG
This is a messenger RNA of Choloepus didactylus (southern two-toed sloth), 533 nucleotides long. Its product is annotated as small integral membrane protein 15. NCBI's taxonomy places the organism in Eukaryota, Metazoa, Chordata, Mammalia, Pilosa, Megalonychidae. The transcript has a single exon. The record is from RefSeq and is a predicted model, not a curated record. Bases 54 to 278 code for a protein of 74 amino acids.